Messenger RNA from Camellia sinensis, 1724 nucleotides. Its product is annotated as 1-aminocyclopropane-1-carboxylate oxidase homolog 1. NCBI's taxonomy places the organism in Eukaryota, Viridiplantae, Streptophyta, Magnoliopsida, Ericales, Theaceae. The record is from RefSeq and is a predicted model, not a curated record.
AUCCGAGUCUGUUGAAUUUUAACCAUCUCGGACUUCAUUCGAAAAGCAUAGCAUUAAUAUUUUUGUCUGAGUGGAAUGAGAGACUCCCCUGUUUACCUAAAACUCUCGUCCUACUCUUUUUCUCCCUCAUUUCUGCCGAAACAGCAGGGAGACCAGCCCUCUCUUUCUCACUUCGUUUCUCUCUCUGUCUCUCUCUCAAAUACGUUAUAUACAUUUCAUAUUAGCUCAUAUGUGGGCAUUUCAAGUUUGAAUGUCGUGAAGUCGAAGAAGGGACUUUUGAUCUACUCAACGAGGGUUACCUAAACAUGCAAACGGAUUCAAGAUUGGAGCACUUUGGAUUUUCGGGUUUGUGUAUUCUUGGAGGUUGGAGUGCACUAUUGCCCUCCUGGUGAGAAGGAAAUGGUGGUCACAAGCAACAGGGAAGCAAUUCAGACACAAGCUGAGCCUGGAUAUGAUCAGAGAAAAGAAUUGAAAAAUGAUUCAAAAGCCGGUGUAAAGGGGCUUGUAGAUGCCGGGGUUACAAAAAUCCCGUGCAUAUUCAUCCAUGAGAAAAGCAUGCUUCAAGAGACUGAUAUGUCUGUUGUCUCUCAGUUUAGUGUUCCAAUCAUAGACUUUGAAGGCAUCAACAAAGGCGCAGCUCAACGUGGCAAAAUCAUCAACAAUGUUAGAGAUGCCUGUGAAAAGUGGGGAUUCUUUCAGGUGGUUAAUCAUGGAAUCCCAAUGAGUAUUAUGGAUGAAAUGAUUGAUGGGGUUCGUAAAUUUCAUGAGCAAGAUACAGAGGUGAAGAAACAAUUCUAUUCACACGAUGUUACGAGAAAGUUUAUAUAUAAUAGCAACUUUGAUUUGUAUCAAUCAUCGGCAGCUAAAUGGAGGGAUACCAUUGCUUGUAUUAUGGCUCCUUACCCUCCUGAUCCUGAAGAACUGCCUAUCGUGUGCAGAGACAUAUUGAUAGUGUACUCCAAGUACACGAUGAGAAUGGGGCUCACUCUGCUAGAAUUGCUCUCAGAGGCCCUUGGCCUUAACCCUGAUCACCUGAAAGACAUGGAUUGCACUGAGGGGCUUUUCUUCGUGGGUCAUUACUACCCUGCAUGCCCUGAACCAGAAUUGACUUUGGGUACUGACAACCAUGCUGAUAGUGGCUUCAUUGCUGUACUUCUACAAGACCAAGUGGGUGGCCUCCAAAUCCUUCACGACAAUCAAUGGGUUGACGUUACCCCUCUGCCUGGAGCUCUAGUAGUAAACAUUGCUGAUCUACUGCAGCUCAUCACAAAUGACAAGUUCAAAAGCAUCAACCACAGAGUACUCGCAAAAAAUGUAGGUCCAAGAAUCUCUGUGGCAAGUUUUCUUAGAACACAUUUUUGUGAAGGGGUUACAUCAAGAGUGUAUGGGCCAAUCGAAGAACUGCUAUGAGAAGAAAAUCCCCCAAUCUAUAGGGAGACCGCGAUUAGAGAAUUCAUCACGCACUAUUUUAAGAAAGGGCUCGAUGGAACUUCCUCACUGUCACAUUUCAAGUUGUGUAAGUAGGCUAUAGAGAUUGGGGGGUAGGUCUUGGUUUGGUUACAGUUAAUCAAUUCAUAGAAGAGAAACAGUUAUACUUGAUGUUGAUGCUGAAACAAGAAAAAUAUUUUGAAUAUGAUUGGAACAAGUUUCAUGUUUGAUAGCUGCAAAACAAAUGGCUUAUGCAUUUUGCAAAUCAAAUAGUUUUCUGCAUAUGUUUUGGAUGA